AAAGAACAAAUAAUUUAUAAACUAAUCAACCAGAGCCAACUUUUUCUCUUAAGGAAACAAUACCAAACAAUGUUAUGAGAGUGGAUCAAGAUAUCAAUUGAGCAAUGUGCAUCCAGCAGAGAUAAAGGAGAAAUUCCGGCAGAUGGAUAGGAAUCACACAAAGGAAGGGCAACAGAAAGGGCGGGAAGAGACCGUGAGACUGGAGAAUCUGAAAAAAGUAGCACAGGAAGCACAGGAAGCAGAAACAGCACAGGAAGCACGAGUUGGGCGUUGCACGAGGGUCUGGGCUCCAGAAACAGCUCUGAAGUGGGCAAAAAGACAACGGAAAUGGUGCACAGGCGGAGCGGCGACGGCAGGGGGAGCGCGGAAUAAACCCUUUCCAAACAAAAUCAGCACCAGUGACGCAAUAGGCGUCGCUCCCGCUUUGUUCGCGCGAGUUAGAGCUCUGCCAUAGCGGUCUGAAACCUAGUACCAGUGUUGGGGUGGCGCCGCAGAGAGCUGCAGGAACAUGUUGUGAUGCGCUGUGAGUUUGGAUAUCACCAUUACGCAAUUGUUCGGUGUUUCGCUCGUUCGAUUACGUACAUUUCGCUCAGUCAAAUUAGGAUCCCAAGAGCAAUUGUACUCAACAAUAGUUCGUAGAUAUCUGAUUGCAAAUAUGAC
Molecule: messenger RNA, 660 nt
Organism: Ascoidea rubescens DSM 1968
Lineage: Eukaryota; Fungi; Ascomycota; Saccharomycetes; Ascoideales; Ascoideaceae
Exons: 1
Coding region: 143-454 (103 amino acids)
Source: RefSeq, a predicted model, not a curated record